Molecule: messenger RNA, 2258 nt
Organism: Lacerta agilis (Sand lizard)
Lineage: Eukaryota; Metazoa; Chordata; Lepidosauria; Squamata; Lacertidae
Product: gastrula zinc finger protein XlCGF57.1-like
Exons: 4
Coding region: 193-1788 (531 amino acids)
Biological process (GO): regulation of DNA-templated transcription
Molecular function (GO): DNA-binding transcription factor activity, RNA polymerase II-specific; RNA polymerase II cis-regulatory region sequence-specific DNA binding
Source: RefSeq, a predicted model, not a curated record
GGAAGGCCGAGAGCUACUCUUCCUCCUCCUCCUCCUCCUCCUGGAGAUUGCAGCAUCCCGCAUCGCCUGCUCUGGUCUGGACAGGCGUCCGGGGCGCCUUUCAUCCGCCUAGCAAGAAACAGCAGCAGCAGAGGCGUCCGCGGCGCCUCCUCCUGCUGCAAUCUGCAUUCUGCCUUUGUCCUGCGCCCCGCCAUGGCCUCGGGGGCUCAUGCACAGGUGAUGUUUGAGGACGUGGCCGUCUAUUUCUCCUUGGCGGAGUGGGCGGAGCUAGCAGAAUGGCAGAAGGACCUCUACCGGGCCGUGAUGGUGGACAACUAUGAAGCGGUCACCUCUCUGGGGCACCCGUCCGCCAAACCCGAGAUCAUCUGCAAAAUCGAGCGCGAAGAGGAGCCUUGCAUGGAGGAGCCCCUCGAGACCCCCAAAUGGAAGAGACCCCAAAGCCCCUGGCUGGGAGAUGGGAUCAGGAUGGAAGACGAGGACGAAGGCAGAGGGGCAGUCCAUGUCGGGAGGCGCAAGAGGAAGAAGGUGGCCCACGCUUCCAGAACGGAGAAGCCGGUGACCCGGGCGGCGAGCACACAGGACGAGGACGAGGGUCCCCCAAAGUUGACGCUGAAGACGAAGCCCCCCGAGUGCCCUGAGUGCGGCAAGAGCUUCCUGAGCAACGUGGCAAUGGUCAUCCACAUCCGGACACACACCGGGGAGCGGCCAUUCAGGUGCCACCUGUGCCCCAAGGGCUUCCCCUCACGGGGGGACCUGAAACGGCACAUCAAGACCCACCUGCGCAAGAAGGAGGACCCCACAGCCGGCGACGCCACCCCCAGGGUGCGGAAGUGCCUGACGGCCAAGCUCCAGCUCCUGCGCCAGCUAGGGGCCGCCCCGGGCCCCAGGAAGCCCCACACCUGCGCCCAGUGCGGAAAGAGCUUCAACAAGAAGCAGGACUUGCGCAAGCACCACGGGACCCACUCGAGCGAGCGGCCCUUCUCCUGCCCGGAGUGCGGGCGCAGCUUCCGGCUCAAGCAGAUCCUGGUGGCCCACAUGAAGGUGCACGUCGGGGAGCGGCCCUUCUCCUGCCAGCAGUGCGGGAAGCGCUUCAGCCAGAAGCACCACGUGGAGAGCCACCAGCGCGUCCACACGGGCGAGAAGCCCUUCUCGUGCACCACGUGCGGGAAGCGCUACUCGCAGAAGCAGCCGCUCAUCAGCCACCUCCGGGUGCACACCGGGGAGCGGCCCUACGCCUGCGCGGAGUGCGGGAAGACCUUCCGCAACCAGGCCACCCUGACCAUCCACAACCGGAUGCACACCGGCGAGCGGCCCUACCGCUGCCUGCUGUGCGGCAAGACCUGCAGCCAGCUGCAGCACCUCAAGAGCCACCAGAGGGUCCACCGCGGGGAGCAGCACCUUCUGCAGGCGGGUGACGCCAAGGCGCUGGCCCUCAAGAGGGCCCGCGAGCUGAAGGAGAAGCCCUACCCGUGCCCCAGGUGCGAGAAGCGCUUCCGGGACGAGGAGAUCAUGCAGACCCACUUGAGGACGCACGAGGAGAAGCUGGCGAAAUGUGGACUCCUUCCGAGCGGAGCCAGCCCUGGGGAAGGCCCUCCUCUUCCCGUUCAGGCCCCCAAGACCCUGCCAGAGUUUAAAUCCAUCGGCAGAGGGACGGGCGCAAGCAAGAAGCCUCCCUCUGCGCCCCAGCCUGGCCCGGCAACUGGGAAGAGGGCCUUCGCAUGCUCCGAUUGUGGCAGGAAGUUCACCCAGGCGAAAUACCUCACCAUGCACCGGAGGAGCCACACAUGAGGGAAACCUGUUUGGGUUGGAAGGAAACCUGGUGGUGCAUUUUAAGGAUACCUUUGUGAGCAAAGGCUUUCUUUGGAGCAACUAGCGUGUGGAAGCUACACAGAAAUCUUCCUCUGGCCCAUAUAAUGAGGUUGGGGGAGGUGGAGAACAAGGGGGCAAAGUAUGUUUCUAGCUUGAGCUGAAAUAGUUCCUGCAACAAAAGCAGUUAUAUUUCUUAUCUUCCACCCUCACCCCCUUAUUUUGAGUAUCUCGCCCAUGGAAGAUUUCUGUGUAACUUGCAAGCCUGUAGCAGUUGUCCUCAGCGAAGGGAUUGCUUCGAUUCCUUAUCCCGUGGAUGCAAGGGGACUGCAAUAACUCUGAACUCUUUGUAGCUCUAGAUCUAGUGGGACAGUGUGCAGCAUUCCUUGAGUCCUUGUUGCAAAGGCUUCUGGGUAGCUGUCCUACAUGGGGAAGUGCCCAAGAGAGGGGGA